UGGGGGCCGCGCGGGAAGAGCGCCCGGCCCCCUCCCCUCCCCCGUCCGCUGUCCUCAAUGUCUCCCCGGCGGGGAGGGGGCUGCCUGGGAGACGCGCUGAGCGGCACCCCCCGGAGGCCCGUCGGCCGCAGCAGCAGCGCCCAGCCCGGCGCCCCGCAGCCUUGCCCGGCGGCGGCGGCGGCCUGGAGGAGCCGCGCACCCGCCGCCGCCCCCGGAGCCUCGCAGCCGCCGCCGCCACCCGGCACCCGAGAAGAGGGCGGCGGGCGCCCCCCGGGGAAGAUGAAGGCGGAGGGGGGUGACCACUCCAUGAUCAACCUGUCGGUGCAGCAGGUCCUGAGUCUCUGGGCCCACGGGACGGUGCUGAGGAACCUCACGGAGAUGUGGUAUUGGGUCUUCCUGUGGGCUCUCUUCUCCUCUCUGUUUGUCCACGGUGCUGCGGGUGUGCUGAUGUUUGUGAUGCUGCAGAGGCACAGGCAGGGGAGAGUGGUCUCGGUCAUUGCCAUCAGCAUCGGGUUUCUGGCUUCUGUAACUGGAGCAAUGAUCACUAGUGCGGCCGUGGCAGGCAUUUACAGAGUAGCCGGGAAGAACAUGGCCCCUUUGGAAGCGCUGGUGUGGGGCGUUGGACAGACUGUGCUGACAUUGAUCAUCUCCUUUUCAAGGAUCCUCGCCACACUUUGAGGUUUCUGUGGAAAUGUCUUACUUCACAUAAGGAAACAGAUGUACAGAUUCUCUGAAAAUGGCAUUGUUAGCAAGUAGGAAUGAAAUUACACAAGAAUCGUGGAAGGAGCAGGUCAGAACAUCAGGCCUUGAGCUGUGUGGAAAGAUUGCCCUCUAGUGUUCAAGUGAUUGCACUACCGCACUGCACCUUACGUGCCUCCAUCCCAGGCAAGGCGAAUUACACUAUGAGAAGCUACAAGAAAAAGCACCUUGUUUAGCUGCCAAUCAGGUUAACCUUGGUGUUGAAUCGUUUUUAACAGUGUUGUGUUUAAGUUACAGGGACAUUUUGAAGAAUUGAUAUAUGUGCCAAACUCUCUUCUUCUUCUUCUUUUUUUUUUAUAAAUUGAUCAUGUGACAAUUUGCAAGUGUAGAUGUAGAUGAGAUGAGUGCUGUGAACAUGUUCAACAUGAAUCCAGGUCACGCGGUGAGAGUUUGUUUUGUAACGCUGAGCCCUGUAUGAGUGCUGAACACCAAACCUCUUACUAUGAGAUAAACUGUUUGAUUUUUAAUGUUGAACGUUUCUGGGAUUUAGGGCUUUACUAUGUUUAGGCAUUAUUGUUAUUUAAUUUAUGUGGAAAACAAUACUUAAUGGAAAACUAGCUAAACUAUUUUAAGGACUCUAAGUAGAUCCAUAGGGUGCAUCCUUUUCACUCACUUAAAUAACACUUUUAAUAGUUUCCCUCAUACAUUAAUGUCCUAUUGAUAUGAAUUAAAAAAUGUUAUGGGUAGCACACAUUGAUUAUAGUUUGUGUGUCAUAAAAAUAUAAUUCGAAGACUUUCUUAUGAAUUUUGUUAGAAAACACAUCUGAAAUGCAUGUUGCAUUCUUUGACCCUUCUAAAGGAAGUUUUUGCCAUGUAUCUCAUGGAGAAAACAUCUUUAUAACUAGUAACUCGGUGGGAUAGCAUUAUUUCUUGUAUAUGUCUUGAUUUUUGACAAAAUGUAAACAAUCUUUCAUUCUGGAGUAUUAACUAUAUUUAAAGAGUGGCCUAAAUUAGGCUGUGAAAACAGAAAGCUUCAUUUGUAGAUAAGUAACAGUAAGUUAUCUAGGGACAGUAAUAAAUUACUUUGGAUAUGUGGUAACAAAAUUUCACUAAAUAAGAAUUGGGGAAUGUAGUAAAUAAUUCUAAAAUCUGGCAGUUCAUCCCAGUGUAUCCAAACAGUACUGAAAUAUAUUUGAGUGAUGCAUUUUAGUUGUUCACUUCUUGGUUUAUGCUGUUACUUAAGUUUAUUAGAAUGUGAUGACAUAUAUUAGAAAUUAAAAAGUCCUUAGUAUAAACUAUUUUAAGAGGUUUUGGCAACAUAUACUUGUUUUUAAGAGUACAGGGAGUAAGGGAAACAGAACCUGGUUGAACUUACCUCCUACUGACAUUUUUUAGUCCCUGGUACAAUUAUAAAUGUUCCUACUCAAAAGAAGAGCCAUUGCAGAGAAUGUGAAGUUCAGGACAACCCAGAAAGACAGUCUGCAUGCUCCAGCCUCGCUCUUUCAUAACCUCCGUGGGGAACAAGUAGGUUUCUUAGGUCCCAUCAAAUUGAAGACCUUUGUGACCCACGCCCCUUUUCCUCACCAAAACCAGAAAGAUCAGCAACUGAACAAUGAGGAGUUGGUGGGGGUGGGGUUGGUACUUUUACCGGUAGAGAAGCCAAUUUGGCCAAUAUGGGGGAUUUACUAAUGUUUGUGGCUUGGAAAUUUGAUUUAAAAAAAAAAAAAACAGCAGCUAUGCAUUCUUAGAGAUCUUUUAAGUAAAUCUUAAAAUGGAUUUUAAAUUAUGUAUAACCCUGACAUUAUUUUCAUGUGUUCUUUAUAUUUUUGAUGUUUUCCAAAUUAAAUUUAGGCAUACGUUUUCCAAAUCAGUUUAUUUUCUCCUUUUCUGUUAGAUUUGAAUUCAGUGUUCUUUCUUUACUUUGGCUAUUCUGUCAAUCAUUUAAAGUGUUUGUAUUCUUUGAGAGGAAUUACCAAUAACAUACUGAAGAUGUACAAAUGAAUAUUUUAACAUGGUUAUGUUAUGCUUUAGGAAAGUCAUCAUAGUAAAGAAAUAUGGAGCAUAUGGUUCAGAACCCAAAAUUAACUAGAAAAUAACUUGGACAGAUAAAUGUAUGAAUGUGUGGACCAAAGAGAUGUAAACUCCAGUUUUUACUCUAGAAUGGAAGUAUAAUUGGGCAGUUAACAAUUAAUUUGCAGCAUCCUAAUCUUAUUAUCAAGUUGCUUUAUGUUAUGAAUUGUGUAUGUGUGUGUGUGUGUGUAUGUACUUUAACUCAUGGGGGCAUUUUGUGUUUUUUGCUGUUUUCAGCCAUUUCCACUGGGAUUUUGUGCAACUGUGACUCUUUUGAUGUUUUGAAAUACAGUUGAAUAGUGUGAAUUGAUGAAAUUGUCUUAAUAGCUAUUUCUAUGCUGAGAUUUUUUUAAAAGUUAAUGGUUUUCCUACAGAGACAAGAAACGUUGGAUGAUAUAUAUCUACACACACAUAUAUAUCGUUAUAUACGUGUAUUUGAAGCUGCUAUGUGUGAAUGCUGUCUAACUGGAAGGCUUCUGUUCAGUGAACAUGUCCAUGUUCUAGUGGAGAAUUUGUUUAGUUGAAUGAUCUUUUAAAUGGGCGUGAGGAUGUUUGAGAUUUUUUAAUUUGAGGAGAUUUUUCUUGGUUUAAUAGUGCUGGAGACCCUUGUUUUUGAUAUGACAAAAGCCCUUAUCGAUAUAUUUGUGUUACACCUUAAAAGGUGUAUGUGAUUUAGCAGUAAAUUUUCUUUGUGAUCAAUGCGGGAAGGACAGGGGAAAUCCUCUGCAGUUUACACUUCUUUAUUUUUUAAAAAAAUGUAUAGUAAAAUAUUGCUGACAGUGAAAUCAUUCCCCCAAAGAAGAGACUCCUAUAUGCCCGCACUAAUAAUUAACAUACUGGUUAGAAAUGCCCAUAGACCAGAGGUUAGUGAGGAGCCUUAUCUAAACUACAAAUAAUGCUAAAAACAUUUAAAAGGAGGAGGUGCAGAUAAUCUGUCCAUUGGAUGAUUCCACUGGUUCUCCAGAAUAAGGACAGUCCUGAAUGAUGGCUCUACUCAGUGCUUGCUGCUUAAUCAUUCUUCCUGUAGAUCUCAGUGUUUACCCACAGUGUUGGGGUUUGUUACCCAAUGUGCUGUCUUAGUAUUUGCAGUAUUUAGUAUAUCCUCUGUCCUGAACAGUGUAAGGGCUUUAUUUGUACUUUAAGUGAGAAAUAAAAAAUGAGCUGCCCUGUAUAUCAUGCAUCUGUGAUAUAAGGAAUAGGAGUAAUUUAAAAAUCAAAAGACAUUGUUGGAAAAGGUCUUCAGAGAUCUGUAAUUAAGGGAGAAUGGCGCUGAUGUGUUGACAUGCCCCACUUGGCACACAGCAACGAAUUCACUCUUAAAACAUUUUUGGUGGGUCUGCCAUGUACACAGUGCUGUGCUGUCUUUUCUGUAGGAAGGACCAGGAUGACUAGGAUAGGGUUCCUGCCCUCGAGUCCACCAAGAGCUAGCAAGAUGGUUUUAAAUCCUAAAUUUUGCUUCCUAAUUCUGGCUGAGAGUUCAAGUCCUCCCCAUCCCCCCCAGAGCCCCACCACCACCACCAAAUUCUGAUUUCCCCAGUUUAUCCACCAAACGGAGUUUCGGUAACUGAGAUACCAUUGCUGUGACCCAGUGAAGAGAUACUGGACUCUAUGCCAGAGGCCCUGUCACGUGUGGACUUCCUGUUAUGAAAGGCAAAGCAGCCAUGUUUCACUGUACACGAUCCAUAGUCAGUACAGUUUUUUAAAUUACAUUUUGCAGUGCUAACUAAAUGUGUCGUUUUGUAAAACUCAUCUGUUUUCUUUUAUUUCCACAUUUCCCCUACAUACAUUUUAAGAAGGAGACAUUAAAAUAAUUCUCUUACAAUCUUGCUUCCUUUACCUCCUCUCUACCUCUUUAUUUUACUUUUAAAUUUUUUUAUGAGAGAGGAACUCAAGGUUAUUAUAUACUGUUAUUUAUUUUUUUAAUUUAUCUUUAUUGUUGAAAGUAUUACAGAUGUCCCCCUUUUUUCCUCCAUUGACCCCCUCCACUUGCUCCCACCCCCAGGCCGUCACAGUACUAUUGUCCAUGGCCAUGGGUUAUGUGUACAUGCAUAUACGUUCUUAAAAUCAGCAUACUUAUAUAAGAGCAUUUUUAGGAGUUGAUGGUGGUAGAAAUGGCCAGAAGUGGCCAGUAUUUACCUCUUUAUCUUAUCCUGCUACUUCCCUUGGAUUCAUUCAACCAACACUCAUUGAAUCUCUACUACAUGCAACUUACUGUCUUUUGUAAGGGAUGGAGAAGUGUCCCCUGUUCUGCACCCUGGGGAUUGGCCCCUGGUGUAGCACGAAUUCCGAAGGCCACAGACUGGGCUUCAGUGUCUACCAGGUCCCUUGUUCCGUGGACCAAGGUGCUUCGGCGCUGGUUACUCUUCGCUGGCUUGUGUGUUUUUUGUUUUGUUUUUACUUAAAAAGAAAUACUGUUAUUUUAAAUUUGUGUCCAUUUUAUAAUUCAAGAAGUAAGACGGUAAGAGUAUUUUCUCAAACUACUUUACUUUUGCUCUUACACUUUUUUCUCUAAGAAAAUCUUAAUCGGAAUCUUUUCAAAGAGUUGUUAUUUGUUUUUAAGAUGUGAAAAGUGUGGAAAGUUACUGAAGAAAUUCUCGUAGACCUAGGUUGCAGAGACGUUUGGCAGCUCUUGGGUAACUGAGUAAAUUGCUGUUUCUUUUAAUAAUCGGUGAGAAUCUGAGUGGUUAAAGUUGACUACUAAUCAAACACCCCUAAUCUCCCUUAACUGGCAAUCCUUUACAACAUCUUAGGGAGAGACUCUCCGUGAUGAUAAAAAGGACAUUAUUUGGUUAAAAAUGAUGACAAUUUCAAGCACGUGGUAGCAUUUUGUAGCAGAGGGGCGUUUAAAGACAGGAAGAUACAUCGGACGGUGAUGCGCAAAACCAAGGCGCCUCUGACGCUGCGUCCCGCGAGCGGAGCGGUGGCCCCUUGUGUCAAGACCACACCCGGCCCUGGGGGAGCACAUGCUGCGUGGUCCCAGCUGUGUUUCCUUCCUCGUGGGCAGCUCACCACACAGCGUUGCCUGGCUUGCUGGUGGCGGGCAGGUUUCCCGACGCAAGGGUGUCUGGUCAGUGUGCACAGGGCGAUGUUUUUGAGGAGGUUGCUGAAUCAAUUACCUAAAAAUGUAUCUGUGAAUUUGUUUGAAGGAAGUAGUGCUUCAUAUAUAAAGUAUUUUCAGUAAAUGUGGAGAUGUACCAUUUGACACUUGAUUAAGUUAGUGGAAACACCCGAGUCUCCAGUGAACUGAACUGCGACCUGGAACCAUCUCUUCCCCUGAGUUUAGGGGGCUUGUUUUUACAUUCUUUGCACUUAUUUUGAGGUUAUUUAGGAUAACCCUUUCUUGAUUUUGAGAAUGAAUUUAGCAGUUUCUUAAAAAUUUUCCUCCCCUUCCACACAGGCGUCAUAUGUUAUGGUUUAAACAUCUGUACAGUUUGUUGAUAGAAUCAGAGUGUUGGUUUUGAAGAGAAUGCACUUAACACCUUAUGGUUAUGCAACUAGAAGCUUACUGAAAAAUAGAUACUAUAGGCAAGUCAAGAGAGCAUGAACCUCUUACGUAUUUUUUUAGAUUCUAUUCCGCACCCAUAUGCUUCUCCCCUCAUGGGUAACACGACUGCCCCUGGGCAUGCAUUCAGAUAUGUAACUGGCGCUGGAAAGCAGUGUAAUGUAAAUACAUAGAAAGAGGAACUGUAAUGCGUGAUUACCACAAGAGUAACACCUUUUCUCCUAGAUGCUAUAUAUUGGCAAUUUCUAAAAAGCAUCAUUUUUAGGGCCCUGUAUAAUGACUGUUAACUUGAUAGUAUUACUGAUGAUGAAAAGUUUCCUUUGUUUUAGACUGGUGUGUUUGCACAGCAUCACUACGUACCUUUGGGAAGAAACAUUUUAACAUUUUCUUCGUAGAAAGCAAAAUAGAGGCACUCGUUUGAAUAGUAAUAAAAAUGAUUUGCUUUCAAUAAUGGAUGACUUGAUAGUCUAAUUGUUGACACUUUCUUAGUUGUGAUAUUGGAUACAUUUAGGAUGGAGGAAUUUUUUUAAAUUCUGGUGCCCUACAUACAUGCGUGCGUGAGCUCCGCACAUUGAGAUGAACAACAUGAAAUUCCACAGUAUUUUCGUUUUAGUCACAUCAUUUGGUAAAAUUCAUAUAAUUCUACCAUAAAGUAUUAAUUCCUGACUGUAGUCAUUCUAGGAUGAGGGAAUCCAUUUCAUCUAGAAGUUAACCAACUAAAAUGUGUUUAUUUAAAGAGCAAAUAUGUAGUUGACCUGAUAGGUAUAAAAAGACUCACUUUCAAGCUGUGUUAACUCUCAGAUCACUGAUGAAUCAUUUAGUAAACCACAGUAGUUUUUAAAAGCUAAAUGAUGCCUCAGUGCCUUGGAAGUUAAGAUACUUUUUCAGAGUGUGUCUGGUGAGAUUCAGGAUCGGUACCCCUGUUGAUGGGCAUUCAGAGUUAAGAACAGUGCAACCGAAUCAGCUCCUUAAGGGUUAAUGAAAACCAGUUAUUUUGCUAUUGACUGUGACAGAUGACAACUACUGUCAUUACAUUUUUACAAUGUGGUAUUUGUCUCUCUAAGUUUGAAAUGGGGAAAAUGUAGUCAAGACUAUUAAAAGUGGGAUUUUGACAUUUAAUUUAGUUGUACACUAGAGAUUCUAGUAUAAACAGUGUUAGUUUUAUAUGUAGUACAAGGGCGGACACUUUAUGUAACCUUUAGAAAUAUGUUUACCAUCAGGGAUUUAUUUUUGCUAUCAAAAUACUUAAUGUACUGUGAAGCUUAAAGACAGGAAGAAUCCAUGUUGGAGGGUAACGCACAAAGACAAAGGCCUAUCUGAUGAAGUUCCCUACGUUAUGUGAACACAAUUCUCCCCCUUCUGUUAAGACUAUAAACUACACUGUAUGAGUAUGUGUACUGCAUGUUUACAUAACACAGUUUAAUUUUGAAGGAUUAUUUUACAAAACGAUGUUUAUGUAUAAUACUUAACAAGCUGUAAAUAUUGUAUACUAUUGAUUUUUAAUUUUAUAUAAGCAAUUUUUUAAUUUCCCAAUUCAUGUACAAAUCUCAUUGUGUAUAUAAGCAUCAUUUCCUGGAGAACACAAAUUUUGCAGUGAAUUUUAAUUAUUUUAACUGUGGUAAGCAUCGGGUUAGCCUUAGAGAUGUUGAUCUUUGUUUUCAGUUAUUUUUACCACUCAUUUUCUUCAAAGGUCAGCAAUAAACAUAUGCAAGUUAUUUUUGAUUGCGGAGAGUUGGUCUGCAACGACAAGAUCUAGAUUCCAAUUCAUAGCUUAACAAAAAGAUGCACAAUUAAUAUCAUCCACAGUCUAAUCACAGGACCAUUUCUAAGGUCCAUGUGUUUCUCCUCUUUGUAACAUACAGGGUGAUUCUACUGAUACACACAAAACAACUGUUAAAAGUGAAUCCAGCACUUAAAUGUCAUAACACAGAAUUUAUUGGAUUAAAAUUUGUAAUAUACAGUAUUUUAAUAAAGUUUCUGUAUUCUAUUUCAUGCACUUAUAUAUAA
Molossus molossus (Pallas's mastiff bat) is the source of this 8278-nucleotide messenger RNA. RefSeq names its product transmembrane protein 170B (gene TMEM170B). NCBI's taxonomy places the organism in Eukaryota, Metazoa, Chordata, Mammalia, Chiroptera, Molossidae. Gene Ontology annotation, biological process: negative regulation of canonical Wnt signaling pathway. The coding region runs from base 58 to 678 and encodes 206 amino acids. The record is from RefSeq and is a predicted model, not a curated record. Gene Ontology annotation, cellular component: plasma membrane. The transcript has 3 exons.